AUGGGAAUGAAUACCCAUCGCCGACUUCUACAAACAGAGUCGUCGUCGUCGUCGCCGCAGUCGUACACGGCGGAGUCUGAGGCGAACUUCGAUACCAACAUGGUAAUAAUCCUAUCGGCCUUACUCUGUUCAUUGAUAUUCGCUCUGGGAUUAAACUCCAUCGUCCGGUGCACACUCCGAUGCCGUCGCAGGCUGGCUGGACAGACGGCGGCGCAGGAGCAAAGGGGUAUUGCCGGAAUCAAGAAACGGGUGUUGAGACAGAUUCCUGUGGCGGUUUACGGAAAAGAAGUGAGUUUUCCGGCCACUGAUUGUCCAAUCUGUUUAGGAGAGUUCGUUGAUGGUGAGAGAAUUCGAAUCUUGCCCGGUUGUAAUCACGAGUUUCAUAUGAAAUGUAUAGAUAGAUGGCUUUUGACCAAUUCAUCAUGUCCCAAUUGUCGGCAGCCGUUGGUUGCCCGGCCGGAGGUGAUGAUGAUGAUGAUCAGUUCACGUGAGAGAGAUGAGCCUGUAUAA
Molecule: messenger RNA, 510 nt
Organism: Impatiens glandulifera
Lineage: Eukaryota; Viridiplantae; Streptophyta; Magnoliopsida; Ericales; Balsaminaceae
Product: RING-H2 finger protein ATL74-like
Exons: 1
Coding region: 1-510 (169 amino acids)
Biological process (GO): protein ubiquitination
Molecular function (GO): transferase activity
Source: RefSeq, a predicted model, not a curated record